Molecule: messenger RNA, 2988 nt
Organism: Linum trigynum
Lineage: Eukaryota; Viridiplantae; Streptophyta; Magnoliopsida; Malpighiales; Linaceae
Source: the annotation of a GenBank genome assembly
AACAAAACCAUAGAACUAAACACGACUCACAUUCAUCUUUGCAAAAAAUAGACUUUGCGGCUGCUUCCAUCAUGCUUCAAUGUCACGCCGCUGAGCCACGAUCCGGCCUCGCCCUCCUCCGCCGGCCUCGCCCUCCGUCGGCCAGUCGGCCUCAUCCUUGUUCGUCGGCCUCCUCUGUCUGUUGAGUCCUCCUCCAUUUCAGCCGCUGGUCGCUGCAACUUCCCCUGACGGUAAGCUUGAACUUGCUGCCAUGAUUCAUGGAUGAUCUUGGAAUUAAGAACUAGUGGGAGUAGACAAGCUGUUGCUGAGCGAUGUGAGCAAGCCUUGGAACUUGUAAACCAUGAUAAUUAUCCAGUUAGUUCAAAGAUCAGCUUUACAAUCUCGCUCAGAAGCUUUUACAAGUUUGUCUGACCAAAGUAAAACAUUAGGAAUUGAAGAGAACAGAACUAACCCCUGCUUUUCGACAUACAAGUAUAUAACAAUUGAUGAUUCAUGGUUUUACAAAGACAGUAGCAAUACAAGUAUACAAAGAUUAGGAUCGCCUUUUCAAUUAUUAAUUCCAAUUGUUAAGCAGCAGUUUUACAGUGGGGAAGCAUAAUUUUGGGUGGGGAAUUCCAAUCUAAUUUGGGGAAGCAUAACUUUUGGGUGGGGAAAGUAGCGGUAGUUUUACAGUGGAAUUUCAAUUCUUUUAUGUACAUUCUAUGCUAGAUCAGGUACCAAUGGAAAGAUACUACUCAAGACAGGUCCAAUCUACUCCUAAUGUUCAAACUGAAGGUGUUGAAGCUAGUGGGAGUAGACAAGCUCAAACCUUUCCUCCUUCGUCGACAGGGAGCUCCUCAAAUACAAGAACCAAAUCUUUCAGGUUUAGUCAAUCGAACUCCAGAAGAAAGUGAGUUUUUCUCAGCAGAGUCAGAUAGAGAGUUUGAUGAAAACUCUUUGGUGCUAGAUCCGGUAUUAAGAACUAAGAUAUCUAGCUUUCAUCCCAAUGUCUGUGACCAGGUUAGAAGAUUUUAUCUUCAAAAAGGUCCUAUUCAACCAAAGAGUCAUGCUUUUCCUGCCAGAAACUUCAGUGGAAGGCAACGUAGAUUCCAGGCUUCUUGGUUUAAGAAGUAUAAUUGGCUUGAAUAUAGUGUCUCAAAAGAUGCUGCUUGUUUUUUAUAUUGCUAUGUGUUCAGUAAGCGAGGUGGGAGUAAUGUGGCUUUAUUGGUGAAGGAUUUAGAACAUGGAAUAAAUUGAAAGCUUUUGAUGAUCAUGUUGGGGAGCAUAACAGCUACCACAAUAGAGCUAAAAACAGUUCAGAUCUUUUAUUGCAGCAAGCAAGAGGAAUAGAAGCUGCAUUAUUUAGACAAUCAGAUCAAGCCAAAAGAGAUUAUUGAAUUUUUUUGGUUGCUUCACUUGAUUGCAUAAGGUGGCUAGUAGUGAAUGGAUUAUCAUUUCGAGGGCAUGAUGAAUCUGCAACUUCAAGUAACAGAGGUAACUUUCUUCAGCUAUUAAGGUGGCUAGUAGUGAAUGGAUUAUCAUUUCGAGGGCGUGAUGAAUCUGCAACUUCAAGUAACAGAGGUAACUUUCUUCAGCUAUUAGAUUUCCAUGCUCUUGGUAGAGAAGAUGUGCAAAGAGUGGUUGGGAGGAAUGCUCCAAAGAAUCUCCAACUCACCUCUCCAAAGAUUCAAAGAGAUCUUAUUCAUGCCAUGGCUUGUGAAACGACUAAGAAAAUCAUUGCAGAGAUUGGGAAUAAUUUUUUCUGCAUAUUGGUUGAUGAGACUCGUGAUAUAUCAAUGAAAGAGCAGAUGGCUAUUGUUUUGCGUUAUGUGAAUUCUUAUGGUUGUGUUAUGGAAAGAUUUCUUUGUACUUCUCAUGUGCGAAAUACUAAAGUUUUGACAUUGAAGAAGGAAAUCGAAGCAAUGCUUUUGAAACAUGGAUUGAGCAUGUCAAUGAUAAGGGGACAAGGCUAUGAUGGAGCUAGCAAUAUGAAAGGGGAAAUAAAUGGUUUGAAGACCUUGAUCUUGGCUGAAAAUUCUUCGGCAUAUUACAUUCACUGCUUUGCUCAUCAACUUCAAUUAGCACUUGUUGCGGUAGCCGAAAAUCACAAAGAAGUUGGUGACUUUUUCACAACAGCCAAUAGUGUGACUAGUUUGGUUGCAGGAUCUUGCAAACGAGCUGACAUGGUUCGAGAUAGCCAAACUAGGAAGCUUGCGGAGGCUAUAGCUGCUAAUGAACAAGAAACUGGGCAAGGACUGAAUCAAGAAAUGAGUCUCAAAAGGCCAGGUGAUACUCGUUGGGGUUCUUAUUAUGGUGCACUUCUCAAUUUUGAGCACUUGUUCUCUACUAUUAUUAAUGUGUUGGAGAGAAUCGAGGAUGAUCCAACUACAGAACCAAAAACAGCGAGUCAUGCAUGGCGGAUGUUGAUUACAAUUCAAGAUUUCAGGUUUGUCUUCAUUUUGAAGUUGAUGAUUGAAUUGUUAGCAAUUACGAAUGAGUUGUCACUAGCAUUGCAAAGGAGAGACCAAGACAUUGUAAAUGCUAUGAAACUUGUUCGUGUGGGAAAAACUAGAUUACAAGAGAUGAGAGAUCGAGGAUGGGAGUCUCUACUUGAGGAUGUUAUCUUGUUUUGCACUAAGGAAUCUGUUCACGUUCUUGGCAUGGAUGAUGAGUAUGUUCUUCCAGGACGAUCAAGGCGCAAGGCUCCACAGAUCACAAACUUGCAUCACUAUCAGGUUGAAUUGUAUUACUCUGUUCUUGAUAUGCAACUGCAAGAGUUGGACAACCGUUUUGAUGAGGUGAAUACUAGGUUGUUGACUUGUAUGGCUUCUCUUAGCCCGGAGAAUGAGUUUGUUGCUUUUGACAGGGAGAAGCUGGUUAGUCUUACUUGAUUUUAUCCUACAGAGUUUGGUCAUCUUUCUGGAUCUUUUCUUCUAAGGGACUUUGAGAAUUACUAUCAUUCUGUGAAGAAUGAUGAGUUAUUCCAUGGAUUAAAAGGAAUUGAUGAAU